Molecule: messenger RNA, 864 nt
Organism: Phytophthora sojae
Lineage: Eukaryota; Oomycota; Peronosporomycetes; Peronosporales; Peronosporaceae
Exons: 2
Coding region: 1-864 (287 amino acids)
Source: RefSeq, a predicted model, not a curated record
AUGAGAGAGCGCGCGAGAUUAAUCCAGCAGCAACGCUCAAACAAAGAACUGCUCGAGGCACUUCAGGUGCAGCGCUUAUCGUUAGCCACCACGGGGUCUAUGGUUCACAGUUCAUCGUACAACAACAAAAUGACAGCCCCGUUCGAUGCGCUUACACGCCUCGGCACGAAUUUCCGUGAACGACAGCGUACGCUACUGGAGAUGCGGCACGAUCGCCUGCAGUUUGCUCGCCAGUUCAUGCUCCGACAAUUGCACUGCCUGGGUAUGGACGAGUAUUGCGACCGGAAGAAGUUCAAAACAGACCACGGCGACCUCAUGUGGCUGAACUUUGAAAUUGUCCCGCUGCCUGAGGCGCAGAGCAUCAAGGCGACGGUCCAGGCGCUCCAACACUUUGUGCACAACAUUGAGAUCAACAUUUCCGAUGCGACUGGCGAUGUCACGGUCCGCGAGAACGACAACGCGAUGCCAGACAGCGCUGUAGCCCAGCAUCGCCUUGUCACGAAAAUCGACAACUUGGAGGUCGAGUCGAACCACGUGGCAUUCGGGGAAUACUAUCCAGCGACUCCAGGUCUGCAAGAACAAGCGUUGAUGAUCUGCGAUGUCGUGGAAGAAGACAAACUGUUCCCGUACCGUCAUUCGGAACGACUGCGCCAGGACGUGAUUACCAUUAUUUCGCUGGUAUCGCACCAGGGUGAGGACGGCAAACCCAUUAUCGUGAUGGCUCGCUGGCUGUGCCAACGUAUUCUCAAGUCUGUCAUUCCCGUGCCUCAGUUUGCGGUGAAUCGCAUUCGCGAUAAUGCCGAAAAGGGGGCCCAGGCCAUGCUCUCAUGCUGCUUCAACUCAUCCACCAUGUCGAGCUCUUAA